Schistosoma margrebowiei is the source of this 4288-nucleotide messenger RNA. NCBI's taxonomy places the organism in Eukaryota, Metazoa, Platyhelminthes, Trematoda, Strigeidida, Schistosomatidae. The record is from the annotation of a GenBank genome assembly.
CGUCUGACGGUUGGAGUCGCGCGGAAGUCUUAAAUGGUGCUGGUGUAACGGUAUUAAAGAUCACUAAUGUAGGUUCGUUUUCCUUAUUGCAGGGUAGUUAAAAAUAAACUUACUGAAAGAAGAGGAACAGGUCCUACGCAAGCUGGACCUGCAGAACAAUGAAUAAAUCCAUUUUGUGAUAAGUUUCCCGUUUUGUACUCGAACCGCGUCUUUCAAUUUUUAAAUAUAUAUCUGUUGUGCCAGUACGUCGCGUUCUUACUUCAGUGGCGUUUACCGGUCCUGACUGUUGUGUUGUGUUUUAGGUCACUCCUGCUUCCAAGUGAACGUUAAUAGUACGUGCUACACUGGUGAGAUGCUGACGACAUUGACGUGAAAAUUAUUGAAUAAUUGUUUGGAUUGAUACAUUUAGUUGAGCAGUUGCAAGUAGUUAGGAGCUAAUUGAGCUGAGAUUAUAUACACGCAUCUCAGCGGGGUUUACUCCAACGGCAAUUAGUUGCCGUUCCAGGCAACUGAUUGAGUUGCUCAUUACAACUGUCAUUAGGUUUGUUCAGUGAGCAGCGUAAUUUUUGUUUAGAAGUCGUCGAUUAGUUGGUUGGUUAGAUCACUGAUAUUGAUCGUGAUUACCCCAAAACUCGGUAAUCUCGGUGAUUUGAUCAAAGUUAUUCUACUUUACGUUUUCAUGUAUCCUAUCUUUGGUUUUAAUAAAAGUUCGUGGUUGCGAUAAGUGUGUCCAGUUUGGUUGUUGGGUAUAAUGCGACUUUCAUAAACUGUAUUUGUAUGAACUGUAACAUGUCAUAACUCAAAUCAUUACCCACUAAAUAUGUAGUGUCAUACGACUUUGUCAUCCUUUGGAUGUUAUCUCUGGUUCAAAUGUCACUCCUAGAUAGCCUGCGUUGUUUGAUUGUAUGUCCUUGUAACGAGUUUGUACAAGUCUAUUUUUGUUUUGAUGUCAGGUGAUGGUCCAAAGUCUUUACACCAGUUUGUCCACCGAACCAAUUAUUCAUCUGAAUAUAUUCUGACGAUAGUCCUAGUGAACUUUAAUGGUACAUCGGUACUGCGUGAAUAAGAAAUUACAAUAUAUAUAUAUAUAUAUAUAUAUAUAUAUAUAUAUAUAUAUCAAGUUUUUGAAGUCAUUGUGAGCACUACCAUGUGAAGGAAUUAUAAAGCAAUUAGCCUCUUUGAUAAAUUUCGAUAAUGUAAUAAUAAUAAUAAGAUUAUCAGAAUUAAGUGAUAUAUUGGCGCAAUACAUUUCGAACAGUCUGAUCAUGUAGGGAAAGAUGCCGGUCAAUGGCAGUUUCUUGAAUCAUCCGUCACAGUCAUUUGCCAUUUUUCGUUAAAAAUCUUCAGUAAUAGAUGCAGACUACGAAGUUUGUAUCGAAUUAGUGAUUAUACUUUUACUAUAUUACAUAUGUAAUAUAGUAAAAGCUUAUAGGAUAUUCUAUAAACUUUCCCUUAGCUAUAGUUUGAUGUUUUCCAAUAUUGUAUUCUAAUUAAAUUUAAUACUUAUGGUGGACCGAUAAAAACCAGCUUCUUAGCGCCAGCGAAAGUUUUUGGCUGUUGUUUAUUUCGGUUAUCUAGUUAAAUUCGUGCCACGGUCUGCGUUUAUUUCAAGUGAAGUCUGUGUUCAUUGAUUAUGAGGUUUUAAAGUUCGAUAAUUUAAACACGUUUAAAGUACUUGACAGGUUCAGAAUCUAGGUAGUUGGUUUUGGAGAUCAAAUUAGUUAAGUUUGUUUUUGUCAGACUUAUGGGUUACAAUACCAUGAAAAACUUAAGAACAAAUGACUUUCGCUUCAGUCGGCUACUCUUUAAGGGCACCCACUGGCUAUUCUACCAGGAAUUAGGACUAGUACAUUCAGGUGUUGGAGCGAGCUUAUUUUCUUUAGACCUCUGGGUUGGAAUUCUGUGGUUUACAUUUCGGAAUCACAUCAGCUUUAGGUUUACCACGUUAAUGAUGCCUUUUGCACUUGCUUAAUGAAGACCAGUCACGACUUCUGACUAGACCUUCGAGAAUUCGCCGAAGUUGGUCACUAAUGCGCACACCAUUAUUGUUUAGUCCUAACUGGCUAGGUUGUGACAACUUUUGAGUUCAAACACAGCUUUGCGUGUAUCAGAUUGAGAAUAUAGCAGAUAUCUUCAUCUGAUUAAAUGCAAUUCCAAACCAAGUACAUAAGCAUUUACUUAAUUGCUGUAUUUGACUAUAUUUUCAAGUUUGGAUAUACAAAAGCAAGAGUCUGAGUUGGCAUUUAUUUUCAAACCUUAACUUUUGCAAACUGGAAAUUUUGAUCUUAGUUAACCUUGUAUAAUCAAUCCUUUAAUAUUUCAUGUUUACACAGUCUUAUUCAGAUCCAUUAAAUGUAUAAUGGGGGAUCAACUACUUUUCGAAAAUCUUGACGAGAAGCUAGAGGAUGAAGAUGGAUUUGUAUGCGUACUGAUAUGCAUCAGAUAACCUUUAUUUUCCAGAUUACUGCAAGUUGGUUAUCUAUCACUUUCGACUUGAAUAUAGAUGCAUCGAGACGGUAAUCUAUCUGGUUCUCAAUAGAUAUAUAUAUGUACGCAUAUUCGUUUAGUUUGAUGGCGGCAUAUCUCCAGGCACGUGACAACUUGUCAUCUGUAUAUCUACUGACUGGGAUCAGUAAACAAAAUGAUAUAUUAGUUAAGUUGGCCAAUUCAGACCAGUUAUCACUGGCUCAGAAGUCGUUCUCGUUUCCACCUAAAUGUGUUGUGUAUAGUAUACAACGCCGACAAUGCAAGGAUUCUUUAUCAUUGGCUUGCUACGAUUUAUUGCAUAAUAUUUCUACAGAUCAAUUAAAAAGAUUAACUAGUAUUCCGUGGGAGUCAUCUUCUGAUCCACUGUCAUGUCGAGAAAAUCAAGAGACUGCACAGAAAGCACCGGAACAUGUUGAUUCUCCUGUGUUACCGAGUCUUGCUGCCAGUAAGUUACUGGAAUUGCUCAACAAAAUUAGGUGGAUGCAAUAAGAAAAUUAAAACUUCAGAUUUCAAAAACUUUUUCAGUAAGAUUGAAAAGUCUGUCCAGGAUGAUAAAACGCUUGAAAAUUAUUUAGCAACAAGCACUAAAAAUAACAUAAUUCCUAAGCCAGUAGAAAGUGCGAAACUGGAUGUAUCGGACGAAGACGAAGAAUUUGGUUUGAAAACUACAUCUUCUUCACAAAAGCGGAAAUGUAUUGUCAUUGAAUCCGAUGAAGAAAAAGAAGAGAGUAGUACAAUGCCUAAGGAUUGCGUGUCUACUAAUUUAUUUAAUUCUAAAGCAAGUACGAAACUUAGAAACAAUGAUAAACAGAAAAAGCGACCUACUCGCAGAAAAGAUAAACUGAAAGUAUUAGCUUCUGAUUCAGAAGCUGAUUCAUUUUUCAUGGAGCCUACACAAUCUGAAAAAUCACCCGACAAUGUUAAAAAAAUCGGUGUUAAAACUUUGUCAACACCGAGUAAGUGUGAAGAAAAUUCAAGAACUGAGAAAUCUAGCUGUGCUGCUAGUUUAAAUCGUAUUCGUCACCAAGUAAUGAAAACGUUUGCAGAUGAAGAUGGCUUUAUGGUUACGGAAAAAGGCUGGGAAUGUUCAUCAGACGAUGAAACCUCUAAAGCGACAACAGCACCCUCUCCUUGUAUGGAUCAAAAUGAGAAAAAUGAACGGGUUCAACCAAAAAUUGAUAAUCCGGUCUCUCUAACCGCACCACCAACGAUUCAACAGACUAAGCCACCCAAACAAUCAAACAAAAAGAAUACGAAUAAUAAGCCGGCAGCUAGUAAACAAGCUUCAUUGUCAUCAUUUUUCAAGCCUAAUAAACUGAAAGUAUUAGCUUCUGAUUCAGAAGCUGAUUCAUUUUUCAUGGAGCCUACACAAUCUGAAAAAUCACCCGACAAUGUUAAAAAAAUCGGUGUUAAAACUUUGUCAACACCGAGUAAGUGUGAAGAAAAUUCAAGAACUGAGAAAUCUAGCUGUGCUGCUAGUUUAAAUCGUAUUCGUCACCAAGUAAUGAAAACGUUUGCAGAUGAAGAUGGCUUUAUGGUUACGGAAAAAGGCUGGGAAUGUUCAUCAGACGAUGAAACCUCUAAAGCGACAACAGCACCCUCUCCUUGUAUGGAUCAAAAUGAGAAAAAUGAACGGGUUCAACCAAAAAUUGAUAAUCCGGUCUCUCUAACCGCACCACCAACGAUUCAACAGACUAAGCCACCCAAACAAUCAAACAAAAAGAAUACGAAUAAUAAGCCGGCAGCUAGUAAACAAGCUUCAUUGUCAUCAUUUUUCAAGCCUAGUAAUACUGUAAACUAA